AGAGCUGAGGAUUUGCCAUCCAGCUGUUCACAUGGCUCUGCUGCUCCUGGGUGUCUGGGGGAUCUUGCUACUUCUGGGGCUGUGGGGACUGCUCCAGGGCUGCACCCGGAGCCCCUCCCUGGCUCCUCGGUGGCCCCCUGGGCCUCGCCCUCUGCCGUUCCUGGGGAACCUGCAUUUGCUGGGUGUGACCCAACAAGACCGGGCACUGAUGGAGCUCUCAGAACGCUACGGGCCCAUGUUCACAAUCCAUCUGGGAUCUCAGAAGACCGUGGUGCUGUCGGGCUAUGAGGUGGUGAGGGAGGCCUUGGUUGGAACCGGGCAUGAGCUAGCCGACCGGCCCCCAAUUCCCAUCUUCCAGCACAUCCAGCGAGGUGGGGGCAUUUUCUUUUCUUCUGGAGCUCGCUGGAGGGCGGGUCGCCAAUUCACGGUGCGCACACUGCAGAGCCUGGGUGUGCAACAGCCAUCCAUGGUGGGCAAGGUGCUGCAGGAGCUGGCCUGUCUUAAAGGACAGCUGGAUAGCUAUGGAGGCCAGCCCCUCCCCCUGGCGCUGCUGGGUUGGGCACCCUGCAACAUCACCUUCACACUUCUCUUCGGCCAGCGCUUUGACUACCAGGAUCCUGUGUUUGUGUCCCUGCUGAGUCUCAUUGACCAGGUCAUGGUCCUGUUGGGGUCACCUGGCAUACAGCUAUUCAACACGUUCCCCCGGCUGGGGGCCUUCCUGCGGUUGCACAGGCCGGUCUUGAGCAAGAUCGAGGAGGUGCGCACCAUCCUGAGAACCCUGCUGGAAACGCGGAGACCACCCUUGCCAACGGGCGGUCCCGCGCAGAGUUAUGUAGAAGCUCUGCUUCAGCAGGGCCAGGAAGAUGACCCUGAGGACAUGUUUGGCGAGGCCAAUGUCCUGGCCUGUACACUGGACAUGGUCAUGGCUGGAACAGAGACCACGGCGGCCACGCUGCAGUGGGCCGUCUUCCUGAUGGUUAAGCACCCACAUGUGCAGGGUCGCGUGCAGGAGGAACUGGACCGAGUGCUGGGUCCUGGGCAGCUGCCUCAACCAGAGCACCAGCGAGCACUGCCCUACACCAGUGCUGUGUUGCAUGAGGUCCAGCGGUACAUCACACUCCUGCCCCAUGUGCCCCGCUGCACAGCUGCUGACAUCCAGCUGGGUGGCUACCUGCUCCCCAAGGGCACUCCUGUGAUUCCUUUGCUCACUUCAGUCCUCCUGGACAAGACGCAGUGGGAGACCCCAAGCCAGUUCAACCCAAACCACUUUCUGGACGCGAAGGGGCGCUUUAUGAAGCGGGGGGCCUUCCUGCCAUUCUCCGCUGGUCGCCGGGUCUGCGUUGGGAAGAGCCUGGCCAGGACAGAGCUCUUCCUGCUGUUCGCUGGCCUCCUUCAGCGGUACCGCCUCCUGCCCCCACCCGGCCUCAGCCCUGCAGACCUGGAUUUACGGCCUGCCCCAGCUUUCACCAUGCGGCCUCCUGCCCAGACCUUGUGUGUGGUGCCGAGAUCUUAGGGUGCACACAUUCUGGAAAACUACCAGAGCCUAGCCUACCUCUCCUCCAGGGUGCACUGCAGGUUUUGGGGUGGUUGUAGCAUUCCUAGCAAUGAAUGAUAGGCAGACAGUCCCACACUGUCCCUCUGGACCACCACAGCUCUUAUGACUCAGUGUACAGUGGUGCCAAGGCUGCUUACCCGUAUGUGGAGGUUGGAAGCUGGCCUUUCAUCUGGCAUCAUGGGGCAGAGGGCGUAUCGGCCCAGUGCAGCGGCCCUACCCUGUCCUGAUAUGGUGCUUACAGGAACCCUAACUCACCUUCCAGGCUUUUACACCCCGGACACUACAGACACUUUUCUAUUCUGGUCCCCAAGGCAGCCAAAUCCUCAGAGUAGAGACUACAAUCCCUUCAUUGUUCUCCCCCCCACACACACACUGCACCCCCCGCCCACCCUAUCUUUGGCUAUACCCAGGCUUCCCACCAGGUCACAGGGUUCCCCCAUCCCCAGAAGCCUGGUCUAUAGCCCUUCCAUAGCCCCCCCGUAUACCCCAUCUCCCUACCUAGGCAGAUUCUGCCCAAAGUUCGGGAUUGCUCCACCUUUGACUGGUACCAAGGGGACCCAGGGGCUGCUGAGCUUGACCACAGGCGACAUUUUUGUUCCUUUCUUUUGCUGUGACAACUGGCAUUCUGCCAUGUGGCUACUUGGAACAGGAAUGGCUGGAGGGAAAGAGCUUCGCCCAGCUGAUGCCCCGGGAACCUUCGCCUGGUUCCUGAUGCCAGUUCUCACCAACAGCGAGGAACCUACCACAUUUCCUGUUUCGACUUGGCUACCAGGAAACCCUUAGCUAUGGUCCUUGUUCCUUCCAUCUCCUCCCCCUGCCCCACCUCCUCUUCUCAGUGGUGUUUGUAUUCCUUGUUUCUCUGUGCGCUCACUCAAGGCUUUGAAAUGCGCGGGUGAUAACCUUGUUGCGUAUGUCUGUUGUGACGUGCCAACUCCAGCUGUGCCUUCUCCAGAAGCAUUCCUGUGGCCACGGAUAUGGCCACCGUCAGUACAGGGCUUCCCCAAGUGCGGAAGGGCAGGCCUAGAUGCCACCAUGAGUGGCAAGAGCCAGUUGGAGUACAUGUGAGACCCAGAUCAUACAACACUUGGGUCCCUUCUGGCACCAAGAGUCUGGUGGUUGGUGGUGACAGGUCGCUGUUGACUAAAGAGACAUGAGUAAGUCCCCCUUGGGCUCUGGUGGUGUACUGUGUUGGUGCUGGCCCCAGCCAGUGCUUUAAAGUAACUAAACAUGAAGUGACAGAGUGUCUAAAUGACAUAGGACAAGGUCGAGGACAGGGUUUGUAGCCAGAUUGUCUGAGACCCCAAGACCCAGGAAGGGGUUCAUGCUUUGGCUGGCCGCCUGUCUCCCCACAUUAAUGCAGUAUUUGGCUACUGUGCCCAAGUGCUAGGGACCGGAGACAAGCCUAUCCCAUUUGUUUUUUGAAACAGGGUUUUUCUGUGUAGCCCUGGCUGUCCUAGAACUCACUCUGUGGACCAGGCUGGCCUUGAACUCAGAGUUCUGCCUGUCUCUGCCUCCCGAGUGCUGGGACUAAAGGCGUGCGCCACUGUUGUCAAUCUCAUCACUUUUACUAGACCUGGGGUCAGCUCAGCUCUGCUCCACUCAAGUGAGCUGGCAGGUUAGAAGUCUAGAGGCUGCCCCAGUGUGUCCUCUCUCCUGCCAUGUGGCAACUGCCAGGCAGGAAGGCAGAGGACAACAUGCUUAAGGUUUGGGAGUGUGGGGUCUGCCCUCUAGUGGCAGUUGGAUCUGAGUGGACUGCUCAUGAAGGACUAUGGCUGCUCUCACAGGCUCAGGAUAGUGGGCCUCCAGGCAGCUGAGGGCACCUGGCUUUAGCCCAGCUGGCCCAGGAUGCCCACCUCCUCCCUGUGACACAUGUCCUGAUCACUGGGAGCUGCGAGUGGGAGGUGGACUGUGUCCUCUGUCCUUGGAUCAGAGCAGCUGUCAUCACCUGAACAAGACCCUGGAGAGACUCGGCCUAUUAACAUUCCUGUAGGAAAGGGAUAGGUGGGUGGGAUGACUGCCUGACCUACCAGAGAUCCCAGCCACCGUCCCCCCUGCCUCUUCCACUGUGGAUUGCAACCUUGCUUGGGCACAAAAUAUUUGGCAAGUCAGACGUAUCUGUGUAAUGAUCAAAAAUUAGAAGUAAAAUGUGUACCUGGUGGUGGUAGGGCUUGGGUGACAGAGGCAGGUGGGUCUCUGUGAGUUUAAGGCCAGUCCAGUCUACAGAUCCAGUUCCAGGAUAGCCAGGGUCACACACACAAACCUUGCCUAGAAAAAAACCAAAGCCAACCAACCAGGCAAGCAAAAGCAACUGUGUGAGGCAUCCUCACGGGCACCGCACGUGCCCUGGUGUAAGUAAGCUGUACCCUGGCUCUUGGCCAGAUGUUAUCAGUCUCAGGUCACAGGUCAUGUGAUGUUCCACCUAGCCAUGGUGGAACUCACUCUGUAGACCAGGCUGACCUCGAACUCAAGAGACUGGCCUGCUUCUGCCUCCUAAGCGCUGGGAAUAAAGAGUCUCAUGGUUUUAAAA
Molecule: messenger RNA, 4082 nt
Organism: Mus musculus (house mouse)
Lineage: Eukaryota; Metazoa; Chordata; Mammalia; Rodentia; Muridae
Gene: Cyp2w1
Product: cytochrome P450, family 2, subfamily w, polypeptide 1
Exons: 9
Coding region: 32-1513 (493 amino acids)
Biological process (GO): xenobiotic metabolic process; phospholipid metabolic process; aflatoxin metabolic process
Cellular component (GO): plasma membrane; endoplasmic reticulum lumen; cell surface
Molecular function (GO): oxidoreductase activity, acting on paired donors, with incorporation or reduction of molecular oxygen; oxidoreductase activity, acting on paired donors, with incorporation or reduction of molecular oxygen, reduced flavin or flavoprotein as one donor, and incorporation of one atom of oxygen; retinoic acid 4-hydroxylase activity
Source: RefSeq, marked validated